Messenger RNA from Lactuca sativa (garden lettuce), 1191 nucleotides. RefSeq lists its product as uncharacterized. NCBI's taxonomy places the organism in Eukaryota, Viridiplantae, Streptophyta, Magnoliopsida, Asterales, Asteraceae. The record is from RefSeq and is a predicted model, not a curated record.
AUGUCCUUAGAGGACAAAGUGAAGAGUUUGGCCACUAGCACCCAAACUUUCCAACAAGAGACAAAAGCAAGUAUAAAGAACUUAGAGAAACAAUUUUCACAACUUGCUAUUUCUGUAAGCAAACUAGAAUCUCAAGGAAAGUUGCCCGUCCAAACUGAAACGAAUCCAAGGCACAACGUGUGUGCCAUAACUUUGAGAGGCGGAAAGAGCUACAAUAGUCCAAAAGUGUCGGUUGAUCAAGAAGAAGAAGAAAUAGUGGUCGAAGAGGCAACCAAAGAAGAGAAGAAGGAAGAUAAAACAACCGAAAAGAAGCCCUUUGUCACUGAGUCUAAAGCCACACCUGCUCCAUUCCCCGAACGAUUAAAGAGCACGAAGAAAGAAUGGGAGGAGAGUGAGAUUAUGCAAAUGUUCCAGAAAGUUCACAUUAACAUCCCACUCCUCGAGGACAUCAAGCAGGUAGCUAGAUAUGCAAGGUUCCUUAAGGAUCUUUGUGUAUCUAAAAAGAAAUUGAAAGGAAACCAAAUCGUAAAAGUUCAGGAAAAUGUAUCUGCGGUUUUGCAAAAAAGGAUGCCCCCAAAGUGCAAUGAUCCCGGUGUCUUUACCGUGCCAUGCAAACUGGGGAAUCUUUAUGUACCUCGAGCCAUGCUCGAUCUAGGUGCAUCCAUAAAUGUCCUACCAUAUUCUAUCUUUAAAUCAAUUGGUGUAGGAACAUUGAGCAAAACCGGUGUGAUCAUCCAACUUGUCGACUGGUCUUUGGUACAUCCAAAAGGUGUAUUGGAGGACGUGUUAGUGCAAGUUGAUGAAUUUAUUUUCCCGGGUGGUUUUUAUGUCUUAGAUAUGGGAGAUGAUGACUCUCCAAGUUCAAGUUCCAUACUUUUGGGUAGACCUUUCCUUAAAACUUCUAAAACAAAAAUUUAUCUCUACAAUGGAACUUUAAGUAUGGAUUUUGAUGGUGAAGCUAUCAACUUCAAUGUUCAUGAAGCAAAAAAGGUUCCUUUCGAUGUUCCGUCUGUCAAUCUUGUGAAUUUGAUCCAGCCCUCAACUAAAAAGGGCUUAAAUUUGUCUAACAAUGAAUUUCUAGAGUUAGUAUUGUCACAAAAACUAGACAGAGAAAAAGCCAAGGAGAUUGAAAAGGAGGUCGAUAUGAAUAAUGAGGAGCUGGAGAUUUUCGAGUUUAUUGAUGACGAUUAG